AGUGGAGUCCAACACAAGGUCUGAACUCACAACCUUGAUAUCCAAACCUGAGCUGAGAUCAGAGUUGGCCGUUCAACAACAGGGUCACCCAAGUGCCCCCACAAUUUCAGUUUUAAGAUUUAGAUGGUAGAAAUUUCUAACUUACUCAGUUUUUUAAGGAUUUUAUAAAGGAGGGACAGAAGAGUGGACGAAGCAAGUGAGAAAACAGUGAAAGGCUGAGAAACGUUCUUGGACCCUCGGUGUUCUAGGGAAGAAGGCUUUUUUAGGUUGGCAGGUUGCCAUGGCAUCUGGAUCCCAUAUGACUGCUCCCAUUUGUCUGGUGGAAAACAAUAUGCAGCUGUCAGUGAACCAGACAGCUGUACAGAUUCUUGAAGGUAUUUCUCAACCAGUAGUGGUUGUGGCCAUUGUAGGACUGUAUCGUACCGGCAAAUCCUACUUGAUGAACCGUCUUGCGGGACAGAACCGAGGUUUCCCUCUGGGCUCUACAGUGCAGUCUAAAACCAAGGGCAUCUGGAUGUGGUGUGUGCCUCAUCCUUGCAAGCCAAACCACACUCUGGUCCUUCUGGAUACUGAAGGCCUGGGUGAUGUGGAAAAGGGUGACCCUAAGAAUGACUCAUGGAUCUUUGCACUGGCUGUGCUUCUGUGCAGCACCUUUGUCUACAACAGCAUGGGCACCAUCAACCACCAGGCCCUGGAGCAGCUGCAUUAUGUGACAGAGCUCACAGAACUAAUUAGAGCAAAGUCCUUCCCAGAAAAGGAUGGAACAGAAGAUUCUACGGAGUUUGUGAGUUUUUUUCCAGACUUUAUCUGGGCUGUACGGGAUUUUACCCUGGAGCUGAAGUUAAAUGAUCAUCCUAUCACAGAAGAUGAGUACCUGGAGAAUGCCUUGAAGCUGAUACCAGGCAACAACUACAAAAUCCAAGCAUCCAAUCUACUCAGAGAGUGCAUCAGGCAUUUCUUUCCAAAACGGAAGUGUUUUGUCUUUGAUCGGCCAGUAAAUGACACAAAACUCCUAGCUGAUAUUGAGAAUAUACCUGAACAUCAACUGGAUCCUAAAUUCCUGACAGAAGCAAAAAAUUUUUGUUCUUUCCUCACCCAGGCAAGGGCCAAGACUCUCAGAGAAGAAGUCACAGUCACUGGAAAUCGGCUGAAGACUCUGGUGGUGACCUAUGUGGAUGCCAUCAAUACUGGAGAAGUGCCUUGUUUGGAGAACACAAUGACAACACUAGCCCGGUUUGAGAACUCUGAGGCCGUGCAGAAGGCAGCCAACCACUACAGUGAGCAGAUGUCCCAGCGACUGACACUCCCCACAGACACGCUCCAGGAGCUGCUGGAUGUGCAUGCAGACUGUGAGAAGGAAGCCAUUGAAGUGUUCAUGAAGCAUUCCUUCAAGGAUGACAAGCAGAAAUUCCAGAAGUCUCUUGUGGAACUCAUAAUGGAUAAGAAAGAGCAUUUCUUGCAGCAGAAUGAAGAGGCAUCCCUUAAAUACUGCCAGUCCAGGCUUGAUGAAAUGUCACAGGUCCUAAGGGAAAGGAUUUCAGCAGGAACUUUCUCUGUUCCUGGGGGAUACAAGCUCUACAGGGAAGCAAAAGAAAGUAUUGAAUGGAAAUAUUCACAAGUGCCCAGGAAAGGAGUGAAGGCAAAUGAAGUCCUCCAGAGCUUUCUGCAGUCACAGGCUUCAAUAGAGGAAUCCAUCUGGCAGUCAGAUAAAGCCCUCACUGAUGGGGAGAAGGCCAUAGCAGAGGAGCGGGUCAGCAAGGAGGCAGCUGAGAGGAAACAGGAGAUGCUAAAACAGAAACUACUGGAGGAGCAACAGCAUAUGGAGGUUCAAAAAAAGACUCUCCAGGAAAACAUAGACCAACUGAAAGAGAAACUGGAGAAUGAGAGAGAAAAACUAAUAAAAGAACAGAACGCGAUAUUGGAGCAUAACUUGAAGGUCCAACAAGAUCUAUUAAAUGAAGGAUUUAGAGAGAAAUCUGAGAGGAUGGAGGCAGAGAUAAAGAAGUUGAAAUCUAGGCUUGCUGCUACUAAAAGUAACACUCCUUCCUGGGUUACACAAGCUGUGGAGGGAUUAGGCCAUGACUUUAUUAAAAUAGUUACUGCCCCUGUUAGAUUUGUUGAUCACCUAGUGACAGGUAUAUUAUCACUAUUUAAAGGGAAUUAGCACUCCUUUAAAAGGACAGCUAUAUACUCCUGUGGCUAUAUCCUCUGGCUUAUUUUUGGUGCUCAUGGUUUUCACUUUUAUUCAGCAAAGUUUUGAAUAUAAAAAUUGCCUAUAAGAGAAUGUCAGUGCCUGACUCACAUUAGAAAGAAUAAGUGCAUGUAUACUUCCAUAUGCCGUGUUAAUUUUUAGGAAGUAUGCAUGUGCAAAAUUGUAAAUAUAUAUAAAAUACACUGAGGCAUCACUUUAAAUGACAAAAGAUUGCUUAAUUCAAUUAUUUAAGUAUCUAUCUACAUAAAUUGGUAGUAUAAAUUGAACAUGUGCAUGCGUGGGAGUACUGUGUAGCCAGUAUCCUGGGGAAAUGGGAAUGCCCGGACAUUUGUGGAUUCUUGCAAUCAGAAUCCAAGUCAGCAGUGACACCCAGAUACCAGAAAGACGCACAGUCUCCUUAUUAAAACAGGACACAUAGGAUCCAGUAAAAAAAUGCAGUCCUGGACCAGGAGCAACUAAAUGGGGUCUAGUAUUGGUUUUCAAAUAAGAGUAAAGUUUAUCUGAGAACAAGAACCAUUACCUACUUUUCUGUACAUCUCUUCAAAGUAUGUUUAGGCCUAGAAUGUAGUAUAUAUGCAUUUCCUAGAAAAACAAAAUGUUGACACCUCCAUGAUCGUUUUCAAUUGCCAGAAUUCUACAAACACUCCAAAGGUCUGAGUUAAUAGAUAGUUUGGAUUUUAGACACGAGAUGAAGGUCUCCAAGAUGAUUUAAAGGCUGGGAGAACAAGACACACUUUUCUGGUGAUGUCUCCUACUCUGUGACCUUAUGUAUACAACCCCUGUGUCUCUGCAAGGAUGUCAACACAUCUUCACUGCAGAUUUUAAACUGACCCAUCUGCUGUGGAUUCAAACAUUGAGAAGGAAAAAGGGCUUUGCAUUUUUAUGAAAGAAACAUGUAAUGAUGAAUAUGUGGCCAAUAAAUGGUGUGAUUUACUGAAAAAGCAAGCUUUUCUAUAGAAAUAUCUGUUCUCAUUGAGAGCUUGAAUCAAAUAGAUGUUUGACAACCUGGGUAUAGAGACACCCUAAACUGAAGAACAAAAAGAAAAAAAACUUGCUUUUUUAGAUUCGCCAUGUAAGUGAGAUCAUACACUCUUUAUCUUUCUCUGUCUGAAUUUUCUCACUAACAUAAUGUGCUCAAGGUUAUAGCAGGAUACCCUCUUUUUAUCAGGGCUGAAUAAUACUCCAUUGUGUAUAUGUACCAAAUCUUUUUUACCUAUUCAUCCACUGAAGUUCAUUUAGGUUGUUUCGAUAUCUUGGCUAUUGCGAAGGUUGUGAUUAAUAUGGGAAUGCAUUCAUCUCUUCAAAAUAUUGUUUUCAUGUCUUUUCAAUAAACAUUUACCAUGUGUUGAUCACCUAAAAAUAAAGAAAAUGUUUUCAAAAGAGGUUAACAAUUUAUUCACACCUUUAUUCUAAUAUUAUUCUAUUCUAAAGAACUCUCAGUUUUAAUAAUUUUGACUAUUUACUAAACACCUAUUCACUCCGGCCAUUAUUUUGGAUUCUAUGAAGAUAGGAAAGUAAAUAUUUUGUCCUCAUGCAGCUUACACUCUAGAGGGACCUUAAACAAUGUUAUUUAGUUGAUAAUAGAGGCUGUGAAUGUAUAUACAUAUUUAUGUUUUUUUUCUGGACAGUGAUUAAGACUCAGAGUACAAACAAAUAUUCUGCUUGUAAGUUUAGCUUCAAUAUAAUUCAUACUGCCUGAAAAUAAAAUUGCUUGUUCCUUCAGGAAAUAUCUUUGAGUUCUAAGGACUGUCUGCCAUCACAUUAAAGCACA
Molecule: messenger RNA, 3983 nt
Organism: Mustela lutreola (European mink)
Lineage: Eukaryota; Metazoa; Chordata; Mammalia; Carnivora; Mustelidae
Product: guanylate-binding protein 6-like
Biological process (GO): defense response to Gram-positive bacterium; defense response to protozoan
Molecular function (GO): GTP binding; GTPase activity
Source: RefSeq, a predicted model, not a curated record